Messenger RNA from Candidula unifasciata, 1875 nucleotides. The record is from the annotation of a GenBank genome assembly. NCBI's taxonomy places the organism in Eukaryota, Metazoa, Mollusca, Gastropoda, Stylommatophora, Geomitridae.
AUGGCUUACAACUACCCCUACAGAGGAUAUCCUCCUCCAAACAACCCCAGAUUGAUGAUUCCUCCACCAAACAUCCAUACACAGCCGAGAUUCAAUAAUAACUCUCCUUGGAAUCAGCCUCCACCUCGGUCCAUGAUGCCACCUCCACCGCCUCCAUCCGUGAUGCCCCCUCCACCACCUCCAUCAAUGAUGCCACCACCUCCAUCAAUGAUGCCGCCCCCACCACCUGAGCAAUCACAGUAUAACAUUUACAACUUUAUGCAGCCACCACACAUGAUGCAGAGACCCAGCUUCCCACCCAGUAAUGUGUUUCCUAGGGGUCCUUCUCACCUAUCACAGAGACAACAGUUUAGCCCGGACAAUACAUUCGCUCAUGAAGCAUCCAGUCGACCACAUGAAAAUUUUCCAUUUAACAACAGCGGGCCUAGUUUUCAGAGCAAUGGGCAACAUUUCCAAGGUCACCGUGGUCGAGGAAGAGGUUUUGUGGGAGGUCACUCAAGAGGUCAAAGCUUUCGAGGUGGUUUUCGUGGAGGUAUGCAUAAUGGAAAUCAGAACAUGCACAACGGGAAUCAGAAAAAUUUUAAUAAAACAAAGAAGGAAAAAGUGGACAAAAGAGACCUUCCAGAGAAUAAUGCAUACUUCUGUGAUAUUUGUGACCGUGGGUUCAAAACUGAGGAAAAAUACCAGGAACAUGUCAAUGAGCACAUUAAGUGUUCAUUUCAAGACUGCCCUUUCAUCGGAGCGCCCAAGUUAGUUCAACUGCAUGCACGUAUGCAACACAGUUCAGGCCUUGCUAAGAAAGUAUGGAAUAUGAAAUCUGCAGAUGAUAUUAAUAAAUGGCGGGAGGAAAGAAAGAGGAAUUAUCCAACCAGUGACAAUGUGGCCAAAAAGAAACAAGAAAAGGAAGAAAGGAUUGCCAGAGGUGAAGUCCUACAGACCAGGGAGUUUGGGAAAAUGUGGCAAGGGAGAGGUAGAGGUGGAAAUAGAAGGAAUGGAGGGCGUGGCCGGGGCAGAGGUCGUGGAAGAGGACGUUGGAGGGACUACGAUAACGCUGAAAGAAAUGAUGAUUACCCGCAGGCAGAUGAUGGCAGUGACAGCGAGGGCCCACCUGAGGAAAAAGGAAUAGAGAAAUCAACUGUAGAUGAGGAGAAUCUGGGUCAGCCAGGUGUUGCUGGUGAGGUAGAUGCAGGUACACCAGCAUCCGAACUGCAGGCCCUUGUGCCCGCAGGUGAAAGUAAGAAGUUGAUACAAGCGUUAUCAGUGUAUGGAGAGUCCUCAUCUGAUAGUCAGUCUUCUGAUGAUAAAUGUGAACAGAGUCCAGUGGAUUCAGAUACGAAGCCUGUCACUCAGUCAACGACCAGUCCCUCUGAGUUGCUUUCACCGUUGAAGUCUACAGAAACACCUUCAGUUAAUGGAAUAUCAUCAUCAUGUACCACACCAUCUGUAGAUCUACAGAAUCAGGCUACCUCACUUGAGUCAGGCCAGCAAGGAGUUAAUGGAAUCUGCUCCAGUAGUCCUCACAAACCAUCAUCUGUGUCUUCUCCAAGUAUCAGCUUAAAAGAUGUUCCUGAGCCUAGCCCCAGCUCAGUCUCUGGUCAGCAUCAGAAGCACAAGAACCAGAGCAGGGGACAAAAUGGUAGGAACCACAAUGAAAAACAAGGCAACAAGCGGGCUGCCGGCUCUGAACAGGAGAAUGACGCACCCUACAAAAAGAAGAAGGGACAGACAAGGCAGCCGGUGCACAGAUAUACCCUUCUAGAAAAGAUGCUGGCACCUGACAUGAGAAGAGAAAGGAAUAAAAUCCUUCAGUGUGCCCACUACAUUGUCAAGAACAAGUUCUUUGAGUCAGAACCGGCCACAAGUACAGUGGUGUAA